Messenger RNA from Danaus chrysippus (African queen), 387 nucleotides. NCBI's taxonomy places the organism in Eukaryota, Metazoa, Arthropoda, Insecta, Lepidoptera, Nymphalidae. The record is from the annotation of a GenBank genome assembly.
AUGCGUAUGAAAGACCGUAACUUAGCGGUGGAAACGGGAGCUCGGAUCCUCAACCCCUGGUUUGAUUAUUGUGGGUUUAAUUCGUCUACAUCUGAAAUGGUUGACGGGCAGGCGGCACGAGACACUAUUCGGGCUGGUUCAGUUAGUACUAGUAUAACGUCGCGAGGUGAGAGGCGGCCUCUUGCUCCCAAAGGCGUUACUGUGACCGGCAGAAGGGUUCGGCUCGUCAUGCAAUGGAAGAAUGUAUUGCGUGGGACCGUCAUCGUGGUGAGCUGGCAGUCGUCACUGGCAGCAGAGUCAUACCGAGGAGGCCUUGGUCCUUCAUGGCCUCCCUCUGAAAGAAAGUCGUCGUUUCAAGCAAAGCACUAUUUAGGAACAGGACUUUGA